Messenger RNA from Neltuma alba, 1179 nucleotides. Its product is annotated as F-box/LRR-repeat protein 13-like. NCBI's taxonomy places the organism in Eukaryota, Viridiplantae, Streptophyta, Magnoliopsida, Fabales, Fabaceae. The coding region runs from base 1 to 1179 and encodes 392 amino acids. Gene Ontology annotation, molecular function: protein binding. The transcript has 3 exons. The record is from RefSeq and is a predicted model, not a curated record.
AUGUCCUCCACAAACAAAAAGUGCAAAACAAAAGUAAAAAUGAGGGACAGAAUCAGUGGUUUGCCAGACUCGCCGCUUCUUCAUAUUCUCUCUUUUCUUCCCACUAAAGAAGCAGUUGCCACAAGUCUCUUGUCCAAGAGGUGGAGAUCACUAUGGCAUUCCCUUCCCGCUCUUGACUUUAACCGUAGAAAAUUUAAGAGUCUUCCAUUUUUCCAUCAAUUCGUAGGCAAAGUGCUGAAAUUGGUAGAUUUGAAAUCUGUCAAAAAGUUUGUUCUUCGGUGUGAUCAUUAUAAACCCCGUGAGUAUUUUAGACCUCGGAUGAUUAGCAAGUGGAUUAAUGCUGUGGUUAGUAAUAAAGUGGAACACUUGGAGCUACGUUUGGACUCGCAGAAGGGUUUCUAUGAGUUGCCCUCUAUUGUUUUCACUGCGAAUUACAUUAAGGUUUUGAAAUGUAGGGGAGUAACUAGUGGUUUUUGGUUGAGCAAUGGAGUAACCCUGGGCACUCUUUCUCAUGUUAAUUUGCCUUCGCUUGAAGUAUUGUAUUUGGAGAAUGUUAAAUUUCCAGAUUUUAGAAGCUUGGGUAUGGUUCUUUCUGCAUGUGCUUUGCUUAAAGAAUUGGUACUAAAAAUUUCGGAUGUGGGCGAUUGCCCUACACUUGACAUUGGAGGGCUUAACCAUCUGGUCAGUGCAGAAGUUCCACAAACUCUGCUUCCAUUGAAGGUCAUUUCUAAUGUUACAUUUCUACGCUUAUUUCAACCUCAGGAUUCAGAGCAGGUUAAAUGGCCGUUUAAUGAAGAUAUCCCAAUGUUUCACAAUUUAAUCCACCUGGAAUGUCAUGCUGAAGAGUGGACUAGGAUGGUGAACUGCCUUGAAAACUUCCCUAAACUAGAAAAGCUUGUAAUUUACGAGCUUUGUUCUACGUCCCCUCCUCAACCAAUACUUGAUGUGCCUUCAUGUGUUUCAUUACAUCUGAAAGAAUUCACUCUUCUUAACUUCGAAGGUUCUGAAAGUGCGUUAGAAAUGGUAGAAUUUAUAAUAAAGCAUGCUGGAGUUUUGAGGACUGUCUCCAUUUGUCAUAGUUCAAGGGAGUAUAAGCUCCCGAGGUUCGAAAAAUUAGCAGAAAAUCUGAAAUCAGGCUCUGGGAAGCAUGAACAACCACUUGUAUUUAUGAUUUCUUGA